AGCUGUUCUCCCAAACCUUUGGCGUCGGUUAAGCUAUACUCUAAAAGUACCUCUUUGUUCUCAUAUCAUCUUAAAUACCAAGCGCACCAAUUUCCCCGUCAACUGUUGCUUUCUUUGUACCUUCCCUCAACGCAUAUUGGUGACGGCCAUUGCAUGUGACUGCCCUACCAUCCUAGAAGCGCUCGCAAUAUCUCAUCCAGGAUAGCCUGAGUACGACCGGAAGUUAUACGUAGUAGAAACAGGGCGCAAGCCCAAAGUUGGGAAUACACAAUGGCGACUAAGGUGGGAGGAAAAGAUGGCAAGGCGCCGCCGACGGCAGCCACGAACCUGAUCGCUGGUGGAGGAGCAGGCAUGAUGGAGGCUCUCGUAUGCCACCCUCUCGACACCAUAAAAGUCCGGAUGCAGCUGUCGCGACGGGCGCGCCAGCCGGGCGCCCCGAAGCGCGGGUUCGUGCGCACGGGCGCGGAGAUCGUGAAGCGCGAGACGCCGCUCGGGCUAUACAAGGGGCUGGGCGCGGUGCUGACGGGGAUCGUGCCGAAGAUGGCGAUCCGGUUCACGUCGUUCGAGGCGUACAAGCAGAUGCUCGCGGACGCGGACUCGGGCUCGAUAUCCGGGCGCGGCACGUUCGCGGCCGGGCUCGCCGCCGGCGUCACCGAGGCCGUCGCCGUCGUGACGCCCAUGGAGGUCGUCAAGAUCCGCCUGCAGGCCCAGCACCACAGCAUGGCCGACCCGCUCGACAUCCCCAAGUACCGCAACGCGGCGCACGCCUUGUAUACCGUCGUGAAAGAGGAAGGUUUCGGCGCCUUGUACCGCGGCGUUAGCUUGACGGCGCUGAGGCAGGGCAGUAAUCAGGCGGUGAAUUUCACGGCGUACACGUACUUCAAGGAGGUGCUGCUGCGCUGGCAGGAGCAGGCGGGCGGCAAGAACUCGGGCUCGGCGCAGCUGCCGAGCUGGCAGACGACGGUCAUCGGGCUCGUGAGCGGCGCGAUGGGCCCGCUGAGCAACGCCCCGAUCGAUACGAUUAAGACGCGGUUGCAGAAGACGCCGGCCGAGGAGGGGGUUUCGGCGUUUAGGAGGAUUAGCGUUAUUGCUGGGGAGAUGUUUAAGCAAGAAGGCGUCCAUGCUUUCUACAAGGGCAUCACGCCUAGGAUUAUGCGGGUUGCACCGGGGCAGGCUGUCACGUUCACGGUGUACGAAUAUCUGAAAGAGAAGUUGGAGAAGAGCGGCCCCAGUGUGUUGUCUGGAAGUAGAUACGAGGAGUAAAUUUAAAGACAAACCUUUAGGACUGGGGAUGUGGUGUAAAGUUGGUGAAGUUCGCGUUGGAUAUACCUAGGUGGCUACUUCAAUCUUGUUGGCAUAUCGCAUU
Molecule: messenger RNA, 1366 nt
Organism: Annulohypoxylon truncatum
Lineage: Eukaryota; Fungi; Ascomycota; Sordariomycetes; Xylariales; Hypoxylaceae
Product: mitochondrial carrier
Exons: 4
Coding region: 271-1263 (330 amino acids)
Biological process (GO): transmembrane transport; succinate transport; fumarate transport
Source: RefSeq, a predicted model, not a curated record